Messenger RNA from Cladophialophora carrionii CBS 160.54, 2649 nucleotides. RefSeq lists its product as uncharacterized. Gene Ontology annotation, molecular function: protein serine/threonine kinase activity; ATP binding. Lineage: Eukaryota; Fungi; Ascomycota; Eurotiomycetes; Chaetothyriales; Herpotrichiellaceae. Bases 1 to 2649 code for a protein of 882 amino acids. The transcript has 3 exons. The record is from RefSeq and is a predicted model, not a curated record. Gene Ontology annotation, cellular component: cytoplasm. Gene Ontology annotation, biological process: protein phosphorylation; intracellular signal transduction; regulation of MAPK cascade.
AUGGCGUCUGGCCAGGAAAAUGGCUUUUACUCCGGUCAAUUCAUGAACCCCGGUCCAGCUCCUCGUCCUCCGACCGACAGACCCCGACAUCUCGAGCUGCAGCGCUCAAACUCGUCCAUACCGACCGCCACCUUCGAAUCCAUGUCUAUCGCCGCGCCUGCGUCGCCUGCGGUCAGCACUCCAAGCGCCCCGUACUUUUCCAAUGGAAGUUCUCUCUCGCUGUCGACGUCUGGAAAGCCCUCGGGGCCUGUUACCAUCAUCAAAGAAGGCCAUGUGCGCUGCAAAGAAGACAAAUUUCUUGCCCAAUGGAACCAGCGCUACCUCAUCCUGCGUGAAUUCAGGUUGGAUUUCAUGAAGAGCGAGAAUGGGAAGCUGAUGCAGUCAAUCCAAUUGAACACCGUGACCGGAGUGACUCGGUCGGAAGAGACCCGAAUGGCCUUUGAGAUCACUCGUCUUGCCAAUCCCAAAGACGUAGGAGGCAAGGUCGUCACGCCCCGAGACCUACCCACCCGAACGAUGACCUGUGAGGUGCGCAACGACGACGAAAUCUACGAUUGGAUUGACAAGAUAUACGAGCGAUGCCCGGGCAUGGGGGGCGUCAGCAACCCGACCAAUUUCAGCCACCGCAUCCAUGUUGGCUUUGAUCCUCAGACCGGUGGUUUUGUGGGCCUCCCGCAAGAGUGGGAGAAACUGUUGAACAAUUCCGCUAUUACAAGAGACGACUACAAAAAGAAUCCCCAGGCUGUCAUUGAAGUAUUACAGUUUGUUUCAGACCAGAAGAUGCGUGAACAGCACCCCGAAAUGUAUACCCCUGGCAUGGUCACCCCACCAGCCACUCAGCCGAACAAGCAGCUCGGGUACUCGGCAGGCGGCAACACCGUUGCGCCUCCGAGGCCAGCACCACCUACAGACGCACAGCGGUAUAAUGCUAAUCAAUUCAUCAAGUACCAGCAGGAUGGCCCAGCCCGGACUGGAACACCACCCACCAAGCCCCAGCUGCAGCGGGCGCAAACAGAUAAGGGAUCCUACGAUAUGGAGGCUGAUGCUGCACGGAUAAAGGCUAUCGCUAUGGAGGAGCAGAAAAACCGACAGAUGGAGGCCGAGGCGAAGCGCGCCCGUGAGCUGGAAAGACAACAAGAGCGAGAGCGAGAAGAGGCAGAACGGGUUCGCAAAGAGCAGGACGCCUACAACGCUUCGCUGCCAAAGUCCCGUCCAACCAUGGCUCAGCAGGAGGUUGGGGGCUACGGCGGCGGCCCUAACCGACAGGAUCCCCGAUACAAUCCAGCUCGAGCGGCUCCAAGCGCUCCUCAACAAUCAUCGUCGCUGAGACAGCAGCCUACAGCACAAAGACAAGCUCCUUCGGCCCCCAGUAGCGGUUCGCAGAAAUCCAUCCCUCAGUCUGCCUCAGCCGGUCAGACUUCGUUGCGCUCGCCAGACAGCAGAGAUCGCGACCGUCAGCCUUCACCAAAUGCUAGGUAUCCGCCCAAAGAACCCACAAGGAAAGACUCUGCUCCCAAACCACAGACAAAUGGCGUCAAUGGACAAUCCUCGACCCGGUCGCAAGGUUCAGUACAGCAACCCAAGCCCCUGAACGUGGCCAAACAGGCGCAGACCAAGGCUGCAGCUGACCCUCGUAAAGAAGCAGAAAUUGCUCUUACUGCGAAGAAGCCGGUGGAGGAGCGCGCCAAAGAGGUGCGAAUGUCAAGCAUGAGCGAGAGUGAGGUUAUGGCCAAGCUUAAGCAGGUGGUCUCAAAGGAUAACCCCAUGGAGUCGUACAGCAAGCAAAAGAAGAUCGGUCAAGGCGCUUCCGGCUCAGUUUACGUUGCCAGGGUCAAGGAAAGUGCCACAUCGGCCGUUGCACGUGAGAUCUAUCGCACUCACGGGCCUAAAGGCCAAGUCGCCAUCAAACAGAUGGAUCUCCGCAAUCAGCCACGGAAAGAAUUGAUCGUCAACGAAAUCAUCGUCAUGAAGGACUCGAAGCACCCGAACAUUGUCAACUUCCUGGACUCUUUCUUACAGGAGCAGAACAACGAACUCUGGGUGGUGAUGGAGUUCAUGGAGGGUGGUGCACUCACGGAUAUCAUCGACAAUAACCCGGUGAUAACAGAAGAUCAGAUCGCCACCAUCUGCUUCGAGACCUGCAAAGGACUCGCCCAUCUGCACUCUCAGGACAUUAUCCACCGAGACAUCAAGAGCGACAAUGUGUUGCUCGACCGCGUCGGAAAUGUCAAGAUCACCGAUUUUGGGUUCUGUGCGAAGCUCACCGAGUCGAAGAGCAAACGCGCGACAAUGGUUGGCACGCCGUACUGGAUGGCACCCGAAGUCGUCAAACAGAAGGAGUACGGUCCCAAAGUUGAUAUCUGGUCGCUCGGGAUCAUGGCAAUUGAAAUGAUCGAAUCCGAACCGCCCUACUUGAACGAAGAGCCACUCAAGGCUCUUUUCCUGAUUGCCACUAAUGGCACACCUCGCCUAAAGAACCCCAACAAGCUGUCCCGGGAGCUCAAGGCAUUCCUCAGUGUCUGCCUCUGCGUCGACGUUAGGAGCCGUGCGAGCGCUGAAGAGCUCCUCCGGAACGACUUUAUGCGCAUGGGAUGCAGCUUGGCAAGCCUCAGUGAACUGUUGAAAUGGCGAGAGAAGGGGCGACAAUAG